AUGGAUGCUUCUGAAAAAGAUGAGGUGCCUAUGCUAUCAACGGCGCAGUUGCUAUCCAAUGAGCGCAAUACUCCAAUCUGGAUUUCAUCCAUGACUAGGAGUGCGUCAAUGUCUCUCCCUACGAACUCCAUGGACUACUCCGAACAUGGAAACAAUCUUGUAGGAUUCACUGGUCCAUUAAGAAAUGGAAGGCAAACUUCAUUUAAGCAAUUGAGUGGCCCUUUAUAUGUUAGCAAUAAACACAUAGGCAACUUGCAGCCUAACCAAGGUGCAUUAAGGCGCAAAGCCACUGAGUCUAACUUUGAAAGAUAUCCUUCACUUGAUGGGAUGGUGCGUAAUGGUUGGCAAGAGGACAACUAUGCAGGAAGAAAUGAACAUCUUUUGAGGUCCGGGCAACUUGGAAUGUGCAAUGACCCAUAUUGCACGGUAUGCCCGAGCAGUUACAAUUUUAAGGGGCAGCAGAAGAUUUCGAGAACAUCAGAUAUAUUUGACACUAAGUUCCACAAUGUCCUUUAUGGAGAUGCAAAAGGUUGGGUAAAGAGAAUUUGUUCUUUCAUGCGCCCUUUUAUUCCAGGAGUAAUGAAUCCUCAUACAAAAAUUGUUCAGCAGUGGAACAAGUUCUUCGUAAUUUCUUGCUUAUUUGCAAUAUUUUUAGACCCGCUAUUCUUCUUUCUGCUGUCAGUGAUUCAGGAUAACAAGUGCAUGGUAUUAAACUGGCCCAUGACGACAACAGUUGUGGUUUUGAGGAGCUUGACUGACUUCAUUUACGUAAUUCACAUCCUUCUUCAGUUCAGGCUGGCUUAUGUUGCUCCUGAAUCUAGAGUGGUGGGAGCUGGAGAUUUAGUUGAUGAUCCCAAAAAGAUUGCUCGCAAUUAUCUUUCCAGUUAUUUUAUAAUAGAUGUCUUUGUCGCAUUGCCACUUCCACAAAUCAUUAUAUUAUUAGUCUUGCCAGACUCCAUGGGAUCAUCUGGAGCCAAUUAUGCAAAAGAUCUUUUGCGAGCUGCAAUUCUUGUACAGUAUAUUCCCAGACUCUGCAGAUUCUUGCCUUUUCUGGCUGGUCAGUCUGCAACUGGACUCAUCUUCGAGUCAGCGUGGGCAAAUUUCGUAAUAAAUCUCCUCACUUUCGUGUUGGCUGGCCACCUGGUAGGCUCAUGCUGGUAUCUCUUUGGCCUACAGCGAGUGAAUCAAUGUCUUCGAGAUGCAUGUCGAGAUUCCAACUUGGAUAAGUGUGUGAAUUUCAUCGACUGUGGGCAUGGCAACGAUUUUGGAGAAUUCCAGAAUAAUACGACGUGGGAACAAUGGAAGAUUAAUGAAAACGCGACUGCUUGUUUUGGGCAAGAUGGUUUCUCCUAUGGAAUCUAUGAACAAGCUGUCAAUCUAACCACAGAGCGAAGUGUAUCCACAAGAUAUAUAUAUUCAUUAUUUUGGGGGUUCCAGCAAAUUAGUACUCUUGCUGGGAAUCUAGUUCCGAGCUAUUUUGUGUGGGAAGUUCUUUUCACUAUGGGUAUCAUAGGAGCGGGACUUCUGCUUUUUGCUCUGCUGAUUGGAAACAUGCAGAAUUUUCUCCAGGCUCUUGGCCGCAGGAGGUUGGAGAUGUCUCUAAGACGCCGUGAUGUUGAGCAGUGGAUGAGUCAUCGCCGCUUGCCAGAAGAGCUAAGAAGGCUAGUUCGACAAGCAGAACGUUAUAAUUGGGCUGCAACCAGGGGAGUAAAUGAAGAACAGCUAUUGGAGAAUUUACCCGAAGACCUUCAAAGAGAAAUUAGGCGCCAUCUCUUUAAAUUUAUCGAGAAAGUCCGAAUUUUUCAACUUCUGGAUGAACCAAUUAUAGAUGCCAUAUGCGCAAGACUAAGAACAAAAACAUAUAUUGGAGGAAGUAAAAUCCUAUAUCGUGGUGGUCUUGUUGAUAAGAUGGUUUUUAUAAUCCGGGGAAAGAUGGAGAGCAUUGGAGAAGAUCUAAUUGUGGUUCCCCUGUCUGAAGGUGAUGUUUGUGGAGAAGAACUCCUUACUUGGUGCCUCGAGCAUUCUUCUGUAAAUAAAGAUGGAAGAAAAAUCAGGAUUCCAGGGCACAGAUUGUUGAGCAAUAGGCUUGUGAGAUGCUUAACAAAUGUAGAAGCAUUUGUAUUGCGCGCUGCAGAUCUUGAAGAAGUCACCAGUCUUUUUGCAAGAUUCUUGAGAAGCCCACGUGUCCAGGGGGCCAUUAGGUAUGAAUCACCUUACUGGCGAGGCCUUGCAGCGAGGAUAAUACAAGUUGCAUGGAGAUAUAGGAAGAAGCGGCUAAGUCGUACAGAAUCCUCUAUCCCACAACUUAAUCAUUGA
Molecule: messenger RNA, 2316 nt
Organism: Fraxinus pennsylvanica
Lineage: Eukaryota; Viridiplantae; Streptophyta; Magnoliopsida; Lamiales; Oleaceae
Source: the annotation of a GenBank genome assembly